Messenger RNA from Notolabrus celidotus (New Zealand spotty), 2853 nucleotides. It is a transcript of the gene il10ra, whose product is annotated as interleukin 10 receptor, alpha. Lineage: Eukaryota; Metazoa; Chordata; Actinopteri; Labriformes; Labridae. The record is from RefSeq and is a predicted model, not a curated record. The transcript is spliced from 7 exons. Gene Ontology annotation, molecular function: protein binding. The coding region runs from base 273 to 1979 and encodes 568 amino acids.
AAAUUCAAUCAUAAGGGGAAUAACAAGCUGCCUCUUCUUAUUUCUUCUCCCACAGAUGAAGAGUCAGCACAUCAGCGAGAGAACAGCCGCUUAACACCUGCAAACAUUUAUCAAUACUUCCUUGUUGGUUUGAAGCCUUACACAGGGGUGUUUAGAAAAAAAUAUGUUUUUUAGAGUCUGAUUUUGCCUCACUGAUGGUCGUAACUGGGGACUUUUUGGACAGCGGCAGAGUGGAUUAUGACAACCUGAUCACAUCCCUCCAGACUCCAUAAAUGGAUAUAAGCAAGAAGAUACCACCUCUUGUCUUCCUGGUGAUCUACAUAAGCUAUGUGUCAGGACUGGAAAUCCCUCACAAGCCGGUGGUGAAUAUUAUGGAUGGGGAGGUUAUAGUCUUUUGGAAUGAACCUGUGGACCGGCCCUCAAACACCAAGUACAAUGUUGAAAUGCUCAAAUAUGGUCUUAAUUGGGUCAUGGUGGAAAGCUGCAGAGGGAUCACAAGAAACUACUGUGACCUCAGUAGCCUUGUAAAAGAUUACACCGCUGGCUAUAAGGUCCGAGUUGAGCUAGCCACUGGAGAUGGAGUGUCCACUUGGACGGCCAAGACCAAAUUUCUCCCAAACAAAAGUAAUCUGAGUUCUCCCUCCUUCACAAUGACAGCUACCUCUAGCACUCUAAAACUCAAUAUUCACCCGAAACCCAUUCUGAGAAAGCUCUUCCCUUAUGGCGUCAUCUACACCAUAUACCUGGAGGACACCAGAGAUAAUAAGACUACAACAGCAUACCUGCAAGAUGAUGUGGAUGAGGAAGAGAGGAGUACAACUUUUACCUCUCUGCACUGGGGGAAGGAGUACUGUGUCAGCAUCAAGGUUGAGGCUAGGGGAGCUGAGUCCACCAGCACUGUGUCCCGUAAACAGUGUCUGCAGCUACCAGAACAAGAAUGGUUCAUUAUUGCUGCGUCAUCCCUUUCUAUAAUGGGCGGGCUGGUGGUUGUUGCCAUUAUGGCCGCCAUACUCCACUGUUACCUUAGACGUCCAGAGAAAACACCUGUUGCAUUGAAAUCCCCUGUUAGUGGGUGGCUUCCACUCUCUGCUGGGGAAGGAACGAUGGAGGUUGUUACAGACAAAGGAUGGUUCCUGUCUAAUUACAGAACUGAAACAAAAAUCUGUGGCAAAGUUCCAGAGACACAUGUGAAUUUAACAGAGGACAGUGAAGAGGAGGACAGAAGGACAAGCAUGGACAGUGGGGUCAGCAUGGAGUCCAACUCUGCCUCAAACAGCGAGGGAAGUCCUCCAUUAAGACAAGAGGACAGUGGCUGUGGGAGCAUGGGGGGAUCAGAGAGCUCCAGUAGCAGUCAGUCAGAUUUCUCCCUGAAGGAGGAAAGGACUAACACAGACACUGAGACAAAAAGGGAGGACAGUGGGGUUGGUCUUGGCUGCCAGCUUGAUUCCUCUUCUUUGGAUCUGGAUGGGCAGGACAGUGGAUCUCUACAGGAGGUAGUAUCUGGAGGUGGUUACCGCAGCCAGAGCCAUUCUCGUGUUCAAAUACAAGUCUGUGACGAUACAGAAGAGUUUAAACAGACACUUCCUGACCUGGCUGAAGUGGUCACAGGCUACAGAGCUGCGCCUCAGUCUUGUUUCUGCUCAGGAGCAGGUCAGUGCACUUGGUGCCACCAACAAGGCCAUUUUGGACAUGAAGUUAUCAAACAAUACAGACCUGUGUGUAUUGAAAAUGGACUUCCGAGCAGCAAAUGUGAUUUUGUGGACUCUUACAAAAAAGGCAUAACAUUUUUAAGUUAUCCAAAUGAAUCACAAAUAGACACAGUCAUAAUUGAUGACUUAGAACCAACUUUUACACAACUGACAGACACCUUCCCUCUGCUUAAAGCUCUGACACCGCUGCCCCUUGUGGAGAGUAGACAGGACUUCAAUAUGAACAAUGUGUCGCUCUCUCUCUCUGAUUUACAGCUGAUAACUUACUAGUACGCUGUGGAGUGAAACAAUACUGUUUAUACAUGUGUGAGUGAAAGACUGGAGCAAUACACAGCUCUUUUCCCAUGACACACCAUGUCAAAAGUAGAUGCAUUAUUUGAAGAAAUAGUUCAAAAACCUGACAGGAAAUGGGGAAAACUGUGAGCAAGCAGCAAGAUGUUGCAAAGGAAGGAAAAAGAGGUUAGACUGCACAGCUGCUGAGCAGCAGAUGUUGGUUGGCUGAAGUCUCGGGAGCUUUAAGAGAUGAUGAAUUUAACACCAGAGAUCUCAUUCAACCCUGUCUCUCUGGGUAUAUUUACAUCUGACUGAAGUAUAGCAUGCCGGAAGUGAAACUGGCCUCGGGAGCACUGCAGAGAAACAGUUUGACGGUUACAUACUUUUGGACAUUUUGCAAUACUUCCUUGUCUUUGUUAACAAUGAUAUCCAAUGUCAAUAAUCACACCUACAGUAGUUUCUGAAAUAAGUUUCAGGAAAGUUUUUUGGUUUUUGCCCCAGUUAACAUAGUAGCCAAAGUGAAAUAGUGCUGAGCAACUUUAAAGUGGAUGAUUUCUAAAUUGUCAUUUGUCAAUAUUGUCUUAACACUUCAAAAUAUGUCAUCAUUUCAAAUGUUUCCCAGUGUCAUAAACUGGCAGACUUAUGGAGUAGGUUUCUUUCCCAAAAUUUCAAUUACAUUCAGAACAUUUACACACAUAUUUUUUUAAAGCUCUCUGACACACUCAUGUCUGAUGUCAGACAUGUCUUUUAACUACUGUCAUAUAAAGGUUAUUUAUUACAUAUAAGGUGAAAAAAAGUAAUUAUCAUGUAUAGCUGUACAUUUAUGUGACUGCUUCUCUACAUGUGAUUAAAAGAAACUGUGUCACUGGAA